This is a messenger RNA of Labeo rohita (rohu), 1509 nucleotides long. RefSeq lists its product as uncharacterized. NCBI's taxonomy places the organism in Eukaryota, Metazoa, Chordata, Actinopteri, Cypriniformes, Cyprinidae. The record is from RefSeq and is a predicted model, not a curated record. Gene Ontology annotation, cellular component: mitochondrial inner membrane. Gene Ontology annotation, biological process: inner mitochondrial membrane organization; protein insertion into mitochondrial inner membrane from matrix. The transcript has 5 exons. The coding region runs from base 131 to 937 and encodes 268 amino acids. Gene Ontology annotation, molecular function: ribosome binding.
UUAUGGGUACAGCGUGGGUUAGUUUCAUAAGGGUGCCGGAAGCAGCACUGAGGACGGUACGCCUGUCAUUUAGGAGUUUUACAGUGAUCAGAUCGGCACUGCGUAAUUGCAAAAGAAAUGCGCGUUUGUGAUGCAGCGAUUCAUGUGUUUGGCUGCACGUCGGGAACUCGUUUUCUUGGCUUGUCCAUGGAAGAGGAAUAUUGUGUUAGUUAAACAAGACACCCACUGCCAGCCAUGGUGGCAUCAGCGCUUGCGCCCUUAUGCCAGCUGCGCGACCUCUCCAGAGCGCCCAUGGCAUCACCUGCGCAGACCGUCUGCGCCGUCUGCUGGUCAGCAGUGCAGACUUUAUAGUAAAGAUGCGGACAGGGACACUAAGGACACUGAGCAUCCUGGCAUUAAGGUGGUGGGCACCCCGGAUCCCAUCAUGUGGGUCAGGAAUAGGUUCAUCUUGUUUUUAACUGAACUGUAUUUUGGCUUGACGUUCAGUGUGGAGUUUGACAAUGGUGUGAAACAGGCAGCGGUCCAUGUGUCUGCUAUGCUCUCCAAAGGCAAGUUUGAUGAGCUGAGGAGUGUGAUGUCGAGAGAGGCUGUCGACACUGUCAGAAAGCAGUGUAAAACUCUGUCAGAGGCCCAGAAAAGACAUCUUGCAAUUUCCCUCGAUGACAUUAUAUUUCUGUUACCAGAGGAUGUGUCCGUAUUCUUUGACCUGAGCGGCAGAAAGUUUCUUUACAUCACGAUGAGGCUUUGGUAUCUGUCCAGCGCAGAUGUACCUGAGGACCCCGAGAGCACCCGUAUCUUCAAGAUGGAUUUAACUGACGAAGAUGAUCCUCAAAAGAAGAUCAUCACAGCUGUGUAUGAGUUUUAUCGUGAGUUGACUACUGGAGCUGAUCAAGAGUGGACGGUGACGCGGAUAUGGCACUGGAAACAACUGGAGUAAAAACACACAAGACUUUACCAAGACUUUUUUAUCUCGUUUACACUUUGUUACCAUCAGUCUCAGGUGAUUUGAUCACAAGUGGUCAGGUGAGGAACAUCAGUGUUUACAGCUCUUUAUAACGCCUCAAAUAAGUCUGUUAUGUCUGGAUUUCUAGGGGAGGGUCUCGGAGCCUCUCUUAACGAAGUUUAAAACUCAUGUUGUAGUGCACUGGUUGAUUGACAGGUGAGUAGGUGUUUCACUUUUGCUACAGUACAAAUGCAAUUCACACAUUCUGACUACAAAUGUGAUUUAAGUGAUGUGAUCACAUGUUUUGGACCCCAUUCUGUACUUUAUGUACUGUGGCAUUGACCACUUGUGAUCGUCCAAAACAGAUCUGUUUCCAGUAUAAAUGAGGUCAAAGAAUCACUUCCAUGUUUCAUAAGCAAAGUCACAUCUACAUCCACAAGUGUGUCGGAGCUCAGACGGGUCCAGAAAGCAUUAGAUAAUUCAAUAAAAGAACCCAUUAAAACUGUAAUUCUUCCUUGUCAUUUUUUUUAGUUAUGGUAUUUCUUGUUCCUUGUUUUGAAAGGGAA